CAAAUAUUUUGAACCACACUCCAAUCUCAACUUGAACCAUGGCAGAAACACACACCAAAGAGUCCGCAGAAGCACUUAUCCCCAGCUUCCAAUUCGAACGCGUUCUCAACCAAGGUACCACCUACUACACCUAACACGACCUCCAAAUCAAUCGCAAGAACCACAGCUAACCACUCAAUCAGAUCAAGCAGGUCGUCGCAUAAUCCUCCACGGAACCAUCGACUCCAAACCUGCGCUCCUAAUCCUCGAACGUUCUCCCUUCCCUUCCUCCCCUACCUACCUCACCCAAUUACCAAAAUCCCUCUCGCAGCUGCAAAAUCUCGGUGCGAACGAUGUUUAUUUCUGGUACCUCGCAUCUUCACACCCUUCCACAUCCCCAAUCGUAGCAGCACCAGAAAACGAACCAAUUAGAGAAAGAAAAGAAAAAGAAUCACACACAGAUUUGAAGAUCAACUUGAUAUAUCCCUGCACGAGCCAACAUCUAAAGAAAUACUCACAACAAGGCCUCCGUCUCGUCCACGAAACACCGCAGAUUUACGAGCAGAAAGUCCGUCCGUACAUGGAGAACAAGCGUUCCGAAGGCCGUCUCAACUGGGUGUACAACAUAAUAUCUGGCAAAACUGAGGCGGAGGAUGUCAUCUACCGUACACCACUCUCCGAGACUCCAAACGAUGAAGGAUUUCUGCUAUUGCCGGAUCUGAAUUGGGAUCGUAAGACGAUGUCUUCGUUGCAUUUACUGGGAUUGGUGGAGAGGAGAGAUAUCUGGUCAUUAAGGGAUUUGAAGAAGAAACAUAUUCUUUGGUUGAGGGAGAUGAGGGAGAGGAUUUUGGAGAGUACGGUGGGGUGUUAUGAGGGGGUGGGAGUGGAGAGGGAUAUGUUGAAGUUGUAUGUGCAUUAUCAGCCUACUUAUUACCAUUUUCAUAUUCACAUUGUGAAUGUGGCUUUGGAGGCGGGGGCUACGCAGGCUACGGGUAAGGCGGUGGGGUUGGAGAGUAUUAUUGAGACGUUGGGGUGUAUGGAUGGGGAUGAGGUGGGGAUGGAGAGGCUGGCGUUGAGUUAUACGGUUGGGGAGGCUAGUGAGUUGUGGACGGAGAUUUUUGAACCUUUGAAGAAAGGGAAAGAGGAGAAGAGUUGA
Molecule: messenger RNA, 1135 nt
Organism: Hymenoscyphus albidus
Lineage: Eukaryota; Fungi; Ascomycota; Leotiomycetes; Helotiales; Helotiaceae
Source: the annotation of a GenBank genome assembly